Messenger RNA from Doryrhamphus excisus (bluestripe pipefish), 1655 nucleotides. RefSeq names its product mitochondrial ribosome-associated GTPase 1 (gene mtg1). The record is from RefSeq and is a predicted model, not a curated record. Lineage: Eukaryota; Metazoa; Chordata; Actinopteri; Syngnathiformes; Syngnathidae. Gene Ontology annotation, biological process: mitochondrial translation. Gene Ontology annotation, cellular component: mitochondrion. Gene Ontology annotation, molecular function: GTPase activity; GTP binding.
UUUUGAGUCGGUUUGUAAACAGUGGUACGCCCCACUGUGUUCGGUUUUCUCGCGAUCAUGAUAAGUGAAGCUAAUAGAUAGAUAGAUAGAUAGAUAGACUCCCUUUAUUGUCAUUGCAAUGUACAGAUGUGAGAUAAAGUUAAAACAAAGUAACAUAUUUAUCGAGGCCAUGAAACUAUACCGGUCGCUCUGUAAUGUCACUAAGUUUCGAACCAGUUUUGACUUUGGAGGACGGGAAGUGGCUCACUGGUUCCCUGGACACAUGGCUAAAGGUUUGAAGCAAAUGAGAGCCAGUCUGAAGAACGUGGACUGCAUCUUGGAAAUACACGAUGCUAGACUCCCCUUCUCUGGAAGAAACCCUGUGUUUCAGGAAAGUCUGGAUGUCAAACCACAUCUGCUGAUUCUUAACAAGAUGGACCUGGCUGACUUGUCAAGUAAACAGAGGAUCCUAAAGGAACUCAAUAAAACCGGAGUCAAGAAUGUUCUCUAUACAGACAGUCUAAAGCAGCGAGAUGACAACGUGAAAAGUUUGGUGCCGAAGGUGGUGGAAAUUAUAGCAAACUCAAACCGCUUUAACAGAGACGAGAAUCAAAAUUAUUGUCUGAUGGUGAUUGGAGUGCCCAAUGUGGGAAAGUCAUCACUUAUUAACUCAUUAAGAAGAACUUAUUUGAAGAAAGGCCGUGCGUCUCGAGUAGGUGGCGAGCCAGGUAUAACUCGAGCAGUCCUCACUAAAAUUCAGGUGUGUGAACGCCCUAUAAUGUACCUGUUGGACACCCCGGGCGUUUUGCCUCCCAGAAUUGAGAGUGUUGAAACAGGCAUGAAGCUGGCUUUAUGUGGAACUAUACUGGACCAUUUAGUUGGUGAGGAUAUCAUUGCUGACUACUUGCUUUAUUCUCUUAACCGGCUGGAAAAGUUCAGUUAUGUGGAAAAAUACAACCUCCAGGAGCCCAGUGAUAACAUUCAGCACGUCCUCAAACACAUCGCAGUGAAACUGAGGAAAACACAGCGGGUCAAAGCCCUCACUGGAGUAGGUGACAUCACCAUCACUGUUCCAAACUACACUGCAGCAGCGUAUGAUUUCAUCCGAGCCUUCAGGAAAGGAGAGCUUGGCCAAGUCAUCCUGGACUGAAACAAGAUGUACAGUAUAUUACUGAAGAUAAACUCCACCAGGAUCCAUCUGGUACAGUUAGACAAUGUUUUGUAAAGUAAAACAAGUCGAUAUUUGCUUAAAGAAUUCAAAAGACAGAAACCUUGACUCGGUUUUAACAUGUAUUUAUUUGCAUUGAGACAGACAACAAAUAUAUUAUGUACCUGUACACAAGUGCUUGAGAUAAGGAACAGUCUAGUGCUCCUAACAAGUGGAAGAGGCUUUGGGAUACAUCACAACAUCUCAAUGUUUGAGCAGCACCACUUGAGUUUUAAAAGGGGACUUUUUAGCUAGUUAGGGACAUUGUGUCUUAACAUCAGUGGUCUCAAAAUGAGCAGAAUGAAAUGUGUGUAAAGAAUAGAAUCAAAUGCUAUGUUCAUGACACGGUUCUAUAAAGAAAAAAAUGUUUAUGAAGUCUUCCAGUGAGCAGAUUAUCCUGUGCGGGGUUGUGGUGUCGAAGUAACUUACUUUGAAGUGCAUAUUCUAAAGUAAAGGUAAUAUUGAUUUU